This is a messenger RNA of Helianthus annuus (common sunflower), 1051 nucleotides long. RefSeq lists its product as uncharacterized. The record is from RefSeq and is a predicted model, not a curated record. Lineage: Eukaryota; Viridiplantae; Streptophyta; Magnoliopsida; Asterales; Asteraceae. The transcript has 3 exons. The coding region runs from base 488 to 928 and encodes 146 amino acids.
GGUACAUUAAAAUACAACGUUAAACAGAAUAUAUUAUGCAUGUAAUAUACUCACUUCUCUCUCAUCCACAGCCUGUCAAUCUUGAAUUAUUAGCACAUCCAUCAUAUGAUUCAUUGUUGUUAUAUCAAUCAAAUCUCAAAGUUUAGGAGAUUCCAAGAUAUCCUUCUGCCCCUUUUUGUUUGGAGACAUAGUCUUUGGUCAAACCGACACUUCGGUUUCGCUGGAAAAAUUUCUAGAUUUGUUCUUUAUAAGGAGAGUCUUUUGGUUAAGGAGAUCUUUGGUUAAUGGACAAAUGUGGUUUUGAUCUCAUAACUUUUCACUAUGGAUCAGGUAUGGGAUCAGUACUAGAGCAUGCCCAUUUUUCAACUAGCAAGAAACCAAUAUUUUCGAGUAGCGAAUGAUCACUCCUCGGAAUUAGAGAUCAAUCGAGCCAUUACACGCGCCUUGUGUCAGUAUCAUUAGAUUCGGGCCAGAUACAAUAACUACGAUGCUUGAACAUCACCAUCUAGAUUUCAUCAAACAAACAAUGUUGAAGCAUGAAGAUACUUUUAGACAUCAGGUAAGGGAACUUCAUCGGUUGUACAAUGUUCAAAAGAAACUGAUGACUAGUUUACAAAGCGAGACUCGACAACACAUUGAGUUUAGUCCACGGGUUACUUUGGAUAUUAACGGUGAUGAUUUAGGAAUAAUGUCAGGUUUUGAUCUUUCAAGACCUAUCGAAGAAGAUUUGUCAUGUGGUGACAGUAGCGGCCUUCGUGAUGGUCAUACGUGUUCUCAUGACUUGGAACUAACGUUAAGCAUUGGACCUAGCACUAGUAAUAGACGAUCACAAAACACCACCAAGGCAACGGCAAAAGCGAGUUUGGGAAACUCAAGUAAAUUGUACAAUCAAGAAACAAGAGACCACAUUGGUCUUUUCAGGAUCUAAGUUUAGAUAGAACAUAUAUAACACGAUUUUUUUUUCGAGGGAUUUUACUUGUAUGUUUGCUAGCAAUUGACACAUUUAGUGAACUAUACAACCCAAUAUAUGUAACUUGACUUAUCUUUUAAA